AUGAGUAACACCGAUUUCCUCGGCCGGGCGAUCGACACCGUGAAGAGCGCGAUUGAACUUGAUAAUGCGGGCGACUAUGAGAAAGCAUACCAGACAUACUACUCGGCUCUCGAGCUGUUCAUGCUCGCUCUAAAAUGGGAGAAAAACCCCAAGUCGAAGGAGAUGAUCCGGGCAAAGACCGGAGAAUACAUGGAGAGGGCAGAGAAAUUAAAGAACCACCUUGCGGGACUGGAUAAUCGGAAGAAACCCAGUGCAGUUGGGGCAAAUGGGAAGAUUGCACAUGGCAGCGGGAAAGGAGGCAGAGGUGACGAUGACGAUGAGGACGCCGAGUCGAAAAAGCUCCGUGGAGCUUUGGCAGGGGCUAUAUUAACGGACAAGCCCAACGUAAGGUGGGAAGACGUUGCUGGCCUGCAAGGCGCAAAAGAAGCUCUCCAAGAAGCCGUCAUACUACCCAUUAAAUUCCCGUCACUCUUUACAGGGAACCGCCAACCCUGGAAGGGAAUUCUGCUUUAUGGACCACCUGGGACAGGUAAAUCCUAUCUGGCCAAAGCAGUGGCCACAGAGGCAAAGAGCACAUUUUUCAGUGUGAGCAGUAGUGACCUUGUCUCGAAAUGGAUGGGAGAGAGUGAGAGGCUCGUUAAGCAACUCUUCAAUAUGGCUCGAGAAAAUAAACCUGCCAUUGUUUUCAUUGACGAGAUAGACGCCCUUUGUGGUACCCGUGGCGAAGGAGAACCGGAUGCGUCACGCCGCAUCAAAACCGAGCUUCUCGUCCAAAUGGACGGUGUCGGCAAGGAUUCAAGCGGAGUGUUGAUCCUUGGAGCGACGAAUAUUCCCUGGCAGCUAGACUCGGCAAUUCGACGACGUUUCCAGCGAAGAGUCUAUAUAAGUCUGCCAGAUAUGGCUGCACGGAUGAAAAUGUUCAAAAUAAGUAUAGGCAGUACACCGUGCGAGUUGACGGUUCCUGAUUACCGAACUCUCGCGGAACUAACCGAAGGCUACUCGGGAAGUGAUAUAAACAUUGCGGUUCAGGACGCGCUCAUGCAACCUGUCCGCAAGAUCCAAUCCGCCACUCAUUAUAAAAAGGUACUGGUGGAUGGAGUGCAAAAAGUUACUCCAUGCUCUCCAGGCGAUCAGGGGGCCAUGGAAAUGACCUGGGUGGAUGUAAACCCAGAUGAGCUCCUAGAGCCUCCGCUUGUUCUCAAAGACUUUGUUAAGGCUGUCAAGGGAUCUCGACCGACUGUUAGCCCCGAAGACCUUGCCAAAAGUGCAGAGUGGACCGCUUUGUUUGGAAGCGAGGGCGCUUAG
This is a messenger RNA of Trichophyton verrucosum HKI 0517, 1305 nucleotides long. RefSeq lists its product as uncharacterized. Gene Ontology annotation, molecular function: ATP hydrolysis activity; ATP binding. NCBI's taxonomy places the organism in Eukaryota, Fungi, Ascomycota, Eurotiomycetes, Onygenales, Arthrodermataceae. The coding region runs from base 1 to 1305 and encodes 434 amino acids. The transcript is spliced from 4 exons. Gene Ontology annotation, biological process: endosomal transport; vacuole organization. The record is from RefSeq and is a predicted model, not a curated record.